UCUUCUCUCUUGUCCCUGUGAUCCAAGUCCUGUGAUAGUUCCCCUUAUAUAUUUACCAAUACUGGGCAAUUCGUCACUUGGGCAGUAACCAUAGCAACCAGUUACUAUCUUUGAAUAAUGAAAGGAAAUGUUUGGUUACCAUAGGUAACUGCCAGCGAAUAACACGAUUCCGUAAACAUAUCGAAAUCAGUACAAUAGGACGACCAUCUUUUCCAUCUAUUAGAAAGUUGUAAAUAGGGUGAGGGUAAGUUUAACAAUUCCUUCUACUUAUGGACCAGACAAGGUCCUACUGGGUCCGGUCCCGCACACCUAUUGUUGGCCUAUAAUCCGCGGGGCAUCAUGGGAGGUCGAGAGCGGUGAUUACGCUGUGGGAGCCAGAAGCGAAGCUGAUUUGCUGAUUCUUGAGAGAAGUGGCGUGAAACCGACGUGUUUAUUUCACCAGUUGCUCGAUUGCACUUCCUACCUCCAUUCGUCGCUCUGCAUUCUCAUUGUUGGCCUGUCGCUUGGCAGCUGCCCCGGAAGUUGUCUCCGGGGCCGGUUCAGCUCCGGUGAAGUCUCCGCCGGAUCCCGCGGCGGGCUAAAGGGACUGAGCUUCGGGGUGGGGGGAGAAGCGCGGGGUUGCUGUGCGUCGAUGAGGCUCCUUGAGGAGAAAAGCAUCUCAAGGAUGGAAAUUGAGGAUUACAAUGGGCGCUCCUACAUGUCCGGAAGCACCUUUCCUACUGUGGUCGGUCAUAAGCUGGAGUCUAUAUUCUACUCAUCAACUGUUGCAGCUCUUGAUCGACCAAAAGCUGGAGAUUCAUCGCUGGAAAAGGAUUUUUCAGAUGCGCUUAUUGGCCCCACUGUAAGCACCCCAAAUAGCCGGCAUUCAUCACCAAGCCGCUCACGGAGUGCAAACUCUAUUAAAGUAGAGAUGUACAGUGACGAUGAGUCUGGGCGCCUACUUUCCCAUGAAGACCGUCUGAGCGAGAAGGAAGAUGAGAUAAUGGGGGAUGACUCACUGGUUGAGCCUCUGGGCUACUGCGAUGGUCCUGGACAAGACCCUCACUCUCCAGGCGGCAUCCGCCUCCCAAACGGGAAGUUGAAAUGUGAUAUUUGUGGAAUGGUAUGCAUUGGACCUAAUGUGUUGAUGGUGCACAAAAGAAGUCACACAGGUGAGCGUCCUUUUCACUGUAACCAGUGUGGUGCCUCAUUCACUCAGAAGGGGAAUCUCCUACGGCACAUAAAACUGCACUCGGGUGAGAAGCCCUUCAAAUGCCCAUUCUGUAACUACGCUUGUCGUCGUCGGGAUGCACUUUCGGGUCACCUGCGCACGCAUGCUGUCUCCUCCCCCACAGUCGGCAAGCCUUACAAAUGCAACUACUGUGGCCGUAGCUACAAGCAGCAGAACACACUGGAAGAACACAAAGAGCGCUGCCACAACUAUUUGCAGAGCCUCAGCAAUGAAGCCCAGCACUUACCUGCACAUCCAGGUGAGGAGAUUCGAGAGCUGGAGAUGGGACCAGAUGCCAUGAUGCACCCCUCCUCUGACCUGCCGUCUUUUAUGGACAGGCUGGCAUGCAACCUCACAAAACGCAAGCGCUCCACUCCUCAAAAAUUUAUGGGGGAGAAGCAGAUGCGACUCAGCCUUGCUGAUCUCCCAUAUGAAAUGAACUCCAGCUUUGAAAAGGAUGUGGAGAUUGUGUCCCACCACCCUUUGGACACUGCUUAUGGCAAUUCUUUGGCAUUUGUGGGAGGUCCUAUGCGCUUACCACCAACAAACUGCAUUUCAGAAAUUACUCCUGUCAUUAGCUCUGUGUAUACCCAACUCCAGCCCAUGCAAGGACGGCCAGACAUGCCAGGAAACAGAGAAGCAGCGGAGGGCCAUGAGGACAUCCCAGAUGGAACACAGAUACAUUACAGAGGACGUAGUGAACAUGGGGCUUCCCCUACUAAUGGCUGCCAGGACUCAAAUACAGACACAGAAAGUAACCAUGAAGAGAGGGGAUCCCAGGCUACCAGCAGCCGGCAAAGCCCGGCCUAUGCCAAAGAGGACCAGAGACCAUCUGAUGGAGGGUUGCUUUUACCUUCACGAUCUAUGCCUGGCACAGCCAAAGAAUCCCUGAGGGUGCUGGGAGAGGAUGGGGUGCAAGUGAAGGUAUUUAAAUGCGAACACUGCCGGGUACUUUUCCUAGACCACGUCAUGUUUACUAUCCACAUGGGUUGCCAUGGUUUCAGAGACCCUUUUGAGUGCAAUAUCUGUGGUUACCACUGUCAGGACCGGUACGAGUUUUCAUCUCAUAUCGUGAGAGGCGAGCACAAGGUUUAACAGUGGAGACGGAGUAAAUGAAAUCAUGUGCAAAAAGAGCACUGUUUUUUACGAGCCUUGAAAACUGCUGCCCCAUUUCCAAUUUUAUUUUUUGUUUCUUUGUAAAGAGACAUUCUAAGCACUUUCCAUUGUUUUUAAAUCUCUUAAUCAAAUUUAGCACUAACAUUAUCUGCAGAAACGUUCUACCAUAGAGAACUACAAAUAGGAUUCAUGCAAGGAUUAGUAUCUCUGUACAAAGCUUAAAAGGGAAAGCAUAACCAAAAAUAAAUCAGGCUUGACUGAUACUAAGUAUAUAUUAUCCUAUGACAUUACAUAUUUAUUAUCCUUCUUAGUUUUCCUGUUUAGUGGAUAUUCACCUUUUUUUUUGAUUCCCUAUUAUGCCCCAUUAGUGCAAAUGAGAGCACAUAUAUGACACACAGGUGCCUGCUUUGCAUUCACAAUAAUAAACAGUGCUACAAAACAAAUUGCAGGUAAAAUACAUCCACUAUACUUAAUGCCUUCACAGGUUUCUUUCUCCUUAGACUUAUUUAAGCUUAACUUAUUUUUGGUAACACUUUCCCUUUACUAUAAAGGCACAUGAGCAGAGCUAAAAAAAACAAUGUCGGACGUUCUGCUUUAUUUUAAUCAAAAGGUGGCAAGGCACUCUUGGAGCGCUUGUCAAGUAACACUGUUGCAGGAACUCACAAGCUUGGCUUAAGCCUUACUUUGAUUGGUUCAUUCAAUUAAAGUGCCUUGUUGUCUUUAAGGGGUACACAUGUGGUUGCAGAAGAGCAUAGUUUUUGCUUAGUCAAACUUCCUGAUGCUCCACAGAGGAGAAGCUGACAUUCUACAACAUAAAGUUGUUCUAAUGCAAAGUAGCUCGGAGUCUGUUACCCCCUACUAAUGCACACAUCUCACCAGAUGUCUCCAGCAUGGUCCAGUGAAGAAGGAGGGCAGCCCAAGUUUAAGAUAAAAUUUGGGAAAAUGAUGCCCUUUUAUAGUGUACUCUGGGAAAGGAAUGGGAAACUAUUCUACAAAAUAAAACCUCUUUACUCCUCAGCACUCAGACCAGUGGUGCUGUAAACCUCCUCUAUACCCUGUACUUUUUCUCUUUUGCACUGACUGUAAACAAAAAUAAGAGAGAAAAAAAGCUAAAGACUAAGUACCCCCUAAAGGGGUGACGUUUUGACAAGAAAAAUCCUUUUUUUUUUAUCUGGCAAUUAUUUGAUUUUCCAUAGUUACACUUUUGUCUCCCUUUAGCUGCCUGAUUAAUGUUCAAUUUGCUGCAGCGUUACACUACCUCUUGCAGUAAAACAACAUGAAUUCUAGGGUUUCCGCUUUUAAUUUGCCCUCUUUCCCCCUGCUGACUUAUGUACUGGUAUUUUUUUUUUUUGUGUGUGUGUUGCAUGUCGAAACACACACAGCCUGAUCUUGAUCAGGAACCAACAAUUUCCAUUUCAAGGCUUUGGAGUGAAAUCUGACCAGAGCAUGAUAAUCACUGUAAUACCAGCUAUGCAUUAAAUGUUGCUGUACAGUUAUGCUUUGCUAUUCUCCUAGGAAACAAAAGUCUUAUGGUGAGUUGGCAAUUCAAAUUUAUGAUCGCUCCAUUAUUGCUAUGUUGAAUUUGUUUUUAGUUUAACUUGCGCUGUAAUAUCCUGAAGCAAUUCACAACCCUACUAAAUAAGGCAGAUGUGCAUGUUACAUUGCAUUAUUCCUUUUUAGUUUACAUAUUGAUUCCUCAAAUCAUGUAAACAACGAGCAUAUUGCAUGCUUUUAUUUCCUGAAUAGGAUAGAGAGCGUAAAGUAAAUUCAACCCCAUGCUUCAUAGAAUUUGUUUAUAAGUUUUUCCACUGUUAAAAAUGUGGGAAAACUUUUCUUUUCCCAGCUAUGCAGAAAUAAGAUCAAUGUAUGGCAGCAUCACUGUGUUUCCUUCUGAUUAUUUUUGGGAUUUAUCUCUCUGGCCCUUUGGUUAUUGAAUAGUAUUCACUAUCCCCCAAAUGUCUUCUUCACUUCUAUAAUUUAAUACCUUAAGUGGAUAACAUUUAAUUCUUUAAGGAUUUGAUUUAGAAUUUGUUCCUAUUAAAGGAGAAGGAAAGUCUUCUUGCACUAGGGGGUGCCAAAUGUUAGGCACCCCCAAGUGAUUGUGUUUACUUAGCUAAACCCCUGGGCCAGUGUUCCUAUCCGCAGAAAACUGCAACGGCCCUGGGUUAUUUCAGCGAGCACCACAGAGCGAUCCUUCCAGUUUCUUCUUUCUUCAAAUUUCCCGGGGCCGACGCAUGCGCAGUAGAACGAAAUAGUCGACUUUUUGUUAAAGUUCAGGUUUUCGCUCUGCUGCACAAAGAGAGAAGAAGCUGGAAGAGGAUCGUCCGUGGUGCUCGCUGGAAGAAUCCCAGGCUGGUGCAGUUUUCUGCUGAUAGGAGCACCGGCCGGGGGUUUCAGGUAAGUAAAUGCAAUCACUUGGGGGUGCCUAACAUUUGGCACCCCCAAGUGCAAGAAGACUUUCCUUAUUCUUUAAAGCCCUGUUUAAUGCAAAAUGUGCUUUAUAUCACAUGCACAGUGGCUGAAUUGCUCCUAAACUGUAACUUCGGCUUCCUAACCACAUACCUUUUAUCUGCAACAGUUUCUCCAGUGAUUAUGUAUUUAUUUUAAAAACUUUCAGUUUAAACUUAGUAGUACGUGACAGCCGUUGGACACUUCCAUUACAUACAAUUUUAAAAACGAAGCAUAUUAUCCAUAUAACCAAGUUCAAUGUGAAUUUUCAGCAGAAGUUCUUUAUUUACAUGUGGGAUACACAGAACUAAUCAUCCUCCCUGCUGCUUUAAACCAAAGGUGGUUGAAUUGUUUUUUUUUUUUUUAUUUCAAUCAAAGCAACACAAAACACCUCCAAAAAUCUGUUCUUUACAGGCAAUUUGUCUUGUAAGGCUAUGUACAAAAAGUUUUGGCACCUCUGAAAACGAAACAUAUAUGGUGACUGAAUGAGAAAGCAGUUAUAAGUGUUAUCCUACACUGUGAUUGCUCAUCUGCAGAUGUAAAUACAGAUGUAAAUUAUUCACUAAUAUAUUUUAUUUCCCCAGCAAAAGUUUAAAUGAGGGAACACUAACAUUAAAGGGGUCUCUGCAAAGUUGCAGCUCUGACUGAAAGGCCACAAUCUGUUCUUUUAAUUUACUGCUUCUCCAGUUCUUAGCAACACUACAGUCUUACACCAGCAAUGUAAUUGUAAGUAUAUGGGGUUUUUACACAAGGUUAAACUGUGAAAUUGUCAUGAUGAUAUAUGAUCUAUGGUAUGGAAUGCUUAUUUUGAGUGUAAGUAUUACCAGUGCACAUGAAGGGGUAGACCUUAGUAUUUCCUUUCCACAUCAGUAUUCCCAUACAUCUUAAUGGAUAUUGAAUACACCACUAAUAUAAUUGCUUUCUUGUUCAGAUCAUAUAUUUGCAUAUUAGCUUUGAUCCCAGAAGCUGGACUAUUUUCCACUUUCUGUGGCUGUUUUAUGUGAUAGCAACAUUUGGAAUAUAUCUCUCCUUCCUCCAUGUCUAGUUAUACAUUCGGUUUUCUAUAGUGAUCAAAUCAAACACAAGAAAUACUACACCCCCAAGUAUAAAUAUGAAACCAAAAGCUUUAAUCGCAAAUAAAAAGCAGAAAUUGUAUUUAUAGGUUAUAUUUUUCCCUUCAAAUGGAAAUAUACUUUGUUUAUAGCCAGUGUUAAUCUUCCAUUUAUGGCAAUGGCACAAAAAAAUGGCAGUCAAAAAAACUGUGCACCUAGUGAGGAAUGAAGUGGGUUUGCCUAAAUGGACAGUUAUCUGACGAAAUGUAUUAGUGCAGAGGUUUGGGUGAGAACUGCCCAUUUUAUAUCAA
Molecule: messenger RNA, 6137 nt
Organism: Xenopus laevis (African clawed frog)
Lineage: Eukaryota; Metazoa; Chordata; Amphibia; Anura; Pipidae
Gene: ikzf4.L
Product: zinc finger protein Eos-like
Exons: 9
Coding region: 632-2305 (557 amino acids)
Source: RefSeq, a predicted model, not a curated record